AUGGGGAACCAGUUGGCCGGCAUCGCGCCCUCUCAGAUCCUGUCGGUGGACAGUUACUUCUCGGACAUCCACGAGUUCGAGUACGACAAGAGCCUGGGCAGCACCCGCUUCUUCAAGGUGGCCCGGGCCAAGCACCGCGAGGGGCUGGUGGUGGUCAAAGUGUUCGCCGUCCAGGACCCGUCGCUGCCGCUCACGGCCUACAAGCAGGAGCUGGAGGAGCUGAAGCUCAAGCUGCGGGGGGCCCACAACUGCGUGCCCUUCCAGAGGGCCAACUUCACCGAGAAAGCCGCCAUGCUCUUCCGGCAGUACGCCAGGGACAACCUGUACGACCGCAUCAGCACCCGGCCCUUCCUCAACAACGUGGAGAAGAAGUGGAUCGCUUUCCAGAUCCUCAACGCCGUGGACCAGGCUCACAGGGUCGGCGUCCGCCACGGGGACAUCAAGACCGAGAAUGUCAUGGUCACCAGCUGGAACUGGGUGCUGCUCACCGACUUCGCUAGCUUCAAGCCCACCUAUCUGCCCGAAGACAACCCCGCCGACUUCAAUUACUUCUUCGACACCUCCAGGAGGAGGACCUGCUACAUCGCCCCGGAGCGCUUUGUAGACGGGACCAUGUUCACCACCGAGAUGGAAGCGGCUCGGGAUUCCACUACCCCCAUAGUGGACUUGACCAGCAACAACCAGAGGACAAGAGGAGAACUCAAAUCGGCCAUGGACAUCUUCUCUGCAGGGUGUGUUAUUGCUGAACUCUUCACAGAGGGAGUGCCUAUAUUUGACUUAUCUCAACUGCUGGCCUAUAGAAAUGGACAUUUUUCUUAUGACCAGGUUCUCAACAAGAUUGAGGAUGUGAAUAUAAGAGGGUUGGUCAGUCAAAUGAUCCAACGUGAACCAGAAAAACGUUUAACAGCAGAGGAGCACCUUAAGCAACAGAGGGGGAAAGCGUUUCCAGAGCUGUUUUAUAUUUUUCUGCAACCAUACAUGGGGCAGUUUGCAAAAGAGACUUUCCAGUCUGCUGAUGAGCGUAUCCUGGUAAUACGCAAAGACCUAGAAAACAUUCUACAAAAUGUUUGUGGAAGCGACCAGACUGAAAAAAGUGAAGGAGAAACAAAAGAGCAUGGUUUGGUUAUUUUGGUGUCUGUUAUUACUUCCUGUCUGCAGACACUCAUGUACUGUGAUUCAAAACUAGCUGCUUUGGAACUUAUUCUUCACUUGGCGCCCAGACUAACCGGCGAGAUCCUGCUUGAUCGGAUUACUCCAUAUCUCUUGCAUUUCGCCAAUGACUCCAUACCCAGGGUACGAGCUGAAGCAGUCAGAACGCUGACCAAAGUCCUAGCUCUUGUCAAAGAGGUGCCGCGCAAUGAUGUGAAUAUUUACCCUGAAUACAUUUUACCGGGUAUUGCGCACUUAGCUCAAGAUGAAGCCACGCUUGUCAGAUUAGCAUAUGCAGAAAACAUAGCACUUUUGGCCGAGACUGCCCUUCGAUUUCUAGAAAUAGUCCAAUUGAACAACUUGAACUUGGAAAGUGAACUAAACGGUGAAGAAACCGAGGAAAUGUUGCACCCCAAUGAAAACUAUGAUUCAGAGUUGCAAGCCCUCCACGAGAUGGUUCAGCAAAAAGUGGUGACUCUGUUGAGUGAUCCAGAGAAUAUCGUGAAGCAAACUCUAAUGGAGAAUGGCAUAACCCGGCUUUGUGUGUUCUUUGGACGUCAAAAGGCUAACGAUGUCCUUCUGUCACAUAUGAUCACUUUUUUGAAUGACAAGAAUGAUUGGCAUCUUCGAGGUGCUUUCUUUGACAGCAUAGUUGGUGUGGCUGCUUAUGUUGGUUGGCAGAGCUCAUCUAUUCUUAAACCACUUCUUCAACAAGGACUGAGUGAUGCUGAGGAAUUUGUCAUCUAUAAGGCUCUCAAUGCCCUGACCUGCAUGUGCCAAUUGGGACUUCUACAAAAGCCCCACAUCUAUGAAUUCGCAAGCGAUAUUGCACCAUUUUUGUGUCACCCAAAUCUCUGGAUACGUUAUGGAGCUGUAGGAUUUAUAACUGUGGUGGCACAACAUCUGAAUAUUGCAGAUGUCUACUGUAAGCUGAUGCCAUAUCUCCAUCCUUUCAUCACCCAGCCUAUAAUACAGAUAGAUAAAGAAAUCGUGUUGCUGAGUGUUCUCAAAGAGCCUAUCAAUCGCUCUAUAUUUGAUUAUGUGUUACGGACGAAGGAUAUAAUGACCCUCUACAGGCACUUACAUCUCCGCCAAAAAAUACGUAAUGGACUAAUUUUAGAAUGCCCAGGCCCAGAGGAUCCAGUUAUUGCACAGCUGUUAAAGAAACUACUUUCUCAGGGGAUGACUGAAUCAGAUGAAGACAAACUUCUAGCUCUGAAAGAUUUCAUGCUGAAGUCGAACAAAGCCAAAGCUAAUGUGGUGGACCAGAGCCACAUAAGUGACAACAGUCAGACUGGAGUAAUUGAUCUGACGGCCCUGGGAAUCCCUGGCAGACAGAUUGAUCUUGUUAAAGCAAAACAGGAAAAUGAUGACAAACGAGCAAGAAGACAUGUGAAGCAAGAUUCAAACUUAAACGAAGAAUGGAAAAGUAUGUUUGGUUCUCUUGAGCCUUCAAACAUUGUACCGUCAUUGUCUAAAGUGCUUGUAGCCCCUGGAGAACAGGAAGGUGGUCAGGGGAAGAAUCUUCGUUCAGAAUCUUCACCAGGAAUAAUGAUCACCGGCAGCACAGCAGUGCCGCAGGUAUCCGAAGGAACUGUGGUCCUAACAAGGAAACCAAUGUCUUCCAUGCCAAUAUUGCAAACUGGAAAUGUUCCAACAUUGCCCUCUUCAUAUCAGAGACGCAUUACCACGUGUGGGACUGAUCUUCAUCACUUGAUUCAGCAGAAGCGAGAGCAAUGCAGUGCUGAGCGAAUGGCAAAGCAGUUAAUGGAAAGCGCUGAAUGGGAAAGCAAGCCUCCACCGCCAGGGUGGCAUCCUAAAGGGCUUUUAGUUGCUCAUCUUCAUGAACACAAAUCAGCAGUCAACCGGAUCCGGGUUUCUGAUGAACAUUCUAUCUUUGCGACCUGCUCAAAUGAUGGGACUGUGAAAAUCUGGGAUAGUCAGAAGAUGGAGGGAAAGACUACAACUACCAGAUCAAUCUUGACUUAUUCUCGUAUUGGAGGGAAAAUCAAAACUCUGACCUUCUGCCAGGGCUCCCACUAUCUCGCUGUAGCUUCAGACAAUGGAACUGUCCAGCUUCUGGCAAUUGAAGCAAGCAAACCACCCAAAUCUCCCAAGAUACAUUCACUGCAGAGCAGGAUUUUGGACCUGAAGGAUGAUGGCUGUGUAGUGGAUAUUCAUCAUUUUAAUUCAGGUGCUCAGUCUGUCUUAGCAUAUGCAACCGUAAAUGGCUCUUUAGUUGGUUGGGACCUGAGGUCUUCGACAAAUGCCUGGGUGCUAAAGCAUGAUUUGAGACUUGGGCUCAUCACCUCAUUUGCUGUAGAUAUACAUCAGUGCUGGUUAUGCAUAGGUACAAGUAAUGGAACAAUGGCUUGCUGGGACAUGAGAUUUCAACUUCCAAUAUCGAGUCAUUGUCACCCAGCAAGAGCUCGUAUCAGACGUCUACUAAUGCAUCCCCUCAGACCGUCCUGGGUCAUUGCAGCUGCUCAGGGAAACAAUGAGGUGUCGAUGUGGGAUAUGGAAACUGGAGACCGGCGUUUUACUCUCUGGGCAAGCAGUGCUCCACCAUUAUCUGAAAUGCAGCCUUCAGCUCAUAGUGUACAUGGAUUAUACUGCAGUCCAGCAGAUGGAAACCCUUUACUACUGACUGCUGGCUCAGACAUGAGGAUAAGGUUCUGGGAUCUAGUCUACCCAGGGCGAUCUUACAUUGUAACAGGAGGUGCUAAUGAUGCUCUACAUUGCCCAUCGGUUUCAUAUUCUGGAAAGAUAAUUGAAGGAACUGAGGUUGUACAGGAAAUUCACAGCAAACAGAAAGUUGGAUCGUCAGAGGAUGUGCCUCGUCGAGGUCCUGAGUCUCUUCCAGUGGGACACCAUGAUAUUAUCACGGAUCUUGCUGCUUUCCAAACUACCCAAGGUUUCAUUGUGACUGCGUCACGAGAUGGGAUUGUCAAAGUAUGGAAGUAAUGGUUACACUGAGAAUGUCAACAGCUAAACUGUAUUCUUGUUGAAAGCAAAUCUUUACUGAUGGAAUUGUCAACAUCUACACAUUGCACAUAGGUAUUACAUAGGGAUGCUUUUACGAUUGGAUGAAGGCAAUCUAUUAACAGAAUUUGUUUUCUUGUUGUGGCAUGCUAUUUUUAUAUUUCAAUAAGAUUAAAACUUCCAUAACCUCCUGACCUGAAUAGUUGUAGUAAAUGAGAUCACAGAAUGCUUUUCAGCAGAAUGCUGAAAAAGCCCGUGGCUGGUGUUACUAAAUGUAGCUCACAAACCUGGGAUUAAUGCUACCCCUGUCCAGGUGUACUAUAAAUGUAUCCGAGAUAUUACUUGUGUCCAAAAUGUUCAGAGUUAAUUUAUAUACCGUCAUGAGUUCAAGUAAUUUGAAUUGUUUUGGAGCAUUAAAAGCAAAGUCAUUUAAUUAAUUAUAACUUUAAACUUAUAUAAUUAACUGAUACUCCAAUGUAGUGAGGGGGUGCCUUGCAUUGUUGCCGGUGUUGUCUUCAGCUGAGACAUUACAUUGAGGUCCUGUCUGUCUGUUCAGU
Callorhinchus milii (elephant shark) is the source of this 4688-nucleotide messenger RNA. RefSeq names its product phosphoinositide-3-kinase, regulatory subunit 4 (gene pik3r4). The record is from RefSeq and is a predicted model, not a curated record. Lineage: Eukaryota; Metazoa; Chordata; Chondrichthyes; Chimaeriformes; Callorhinchidae. Gene Ontology annotation, biological process: autophagy of peroxisome; macroautophagy; protein phosphorylation. The coding region runs from base 1 to 4113 and encodes 1370 amino acids. Gene Ontology annotation, molecular function: protein serine/threonine kinase activity; protein binding; ATP binding. The transcript is spliced from 19 exons. Gene Ontology annotation, cellular component: phosphatidylinositol 3-kinase complex, class III, type I; late endosome; nucleus-vacuole junction.